GAACGCGUCGACUGCUUGUGGUAGAUGCCUACAUGGCAGCUGUUUUUGCAUCGUCGAUAAGAACUGUGUGAAAUAUGUGACGCGUUUGUUGCAUUGACAUCACACGACAGCGCACGGAACCAAUCUAAAACGUGUGUGUCUACUUUUUCAAGUGAGUCUCUCGCGGUUUUGCCCAACUCUGCAUCAUGGCUGCCAAGCUAACGCUGCGGCAAAACUGGCGCGAGUGCGCCGCUUGGAAAGCGGAAAACCUGCCGCUCACCACGACGAACGAUCAAGCCUGCAAGUUGUUCGAUGCGGCGCUUACACAGUACGUGGGCUGGUACGACGACCCGACCCUUGGCGGUCUGUCUGGGACGCUGGAAAGUCUAAAGAAAACGGACCCACACUUCACCAUGGGUCAGGUACUGAGCGUCGGCCUGACACUUAUCGGCUCCGGAGACAACGUUGUCAAAAACGCGAACCUAUCCGGUGACCUCGACGUCCUGGACUCGGUCGCGAGCAAAGGUCGACUGCCGCACCGCGAGCAACUUCACGUAGACGCCGUGCUUGCCUGGUCCCGGGGCCGGCUGUCGCGCGCGGCGUCGCUCUGGGAGGACAUCCUCAUCGACAACCCGACCGACAUGCUGGCUCUGAAGUUCGCUCACGACACCUACUUCUACUUGGGCUACCAGCGCCAGAUGCGCGACUCCGUAGCGCGUGUGCUACCGCACUGGAAGCCUUCCAUGCCUCUGUACUCGUACCUGCAUGGCAUGCUCGCCUUCGGCCUGUGCGAGACCAACCUGUACGACCAGGCGCGAAAGGCAGGCGAAGAGGCGCUCCGGCUCAACCGCAACGACGCGUGGGCCACGCACGCGCUGGCGCACGUGCACGAAAUGCAGGCGGACCCGGACGGCGGCAUCGCCUUCUUGAGCCGCACGCUGGCCGACUGGGAGCCGUGCGGCAUGCUGGCCUGCCACAACUUCUGGCAUUGGGCCGUCUACCACGUCGAGAAGGGCGAGGUCGAGGCGGCGAUCGACAUCUUCGACGGGCAGGUCUCGAAGCGCCUGCGCGACUCUGGCGCCAUGCUGGACUACGUGGACGCCGCCUCGCUCCUGUACCGACUGCAGCUGCGCGAAGUGCCGAAGCAGAAGCUGGCAUCGCGCUGGCCGGGCGUAUUCGACGUGGCGCAGGCGCACUACGACGACCGCGUGCUGGCCUUCAACCAGCUGCACUUCCUGAUGGCCUUCCUGGCUGUCGGCGACGACGGCACGCAGCUCGUCGACCUGCAGCCGCAGCGAGACCUCGGGCGGCGCGAGGACGGUGGCUGGCCCGCCGACCAGCAGCGCAUCCUGGCCGAAGUGGGCCUUCCCGUGAUGCAAGCAAUGGUGGCUCACAACCAGGGCCGUUUCGACGACGCGGCCGAGAAGCUGUCCGCCGUGCGGUACGAUCUGUUGCGCAUAGGCGGAAGCAACGCGCAGCGCGACGUCUUCGACCUGCUGCUCAUCGACGCGGCCAUCAGGUCCGAGCGCCACACCCGUCUGGCUGAGGCACUGCUCGCCGAACGCAGCCUGUUCCGGCCCAAAUCUCCCAUGAUCAAGAACCUGAACGAGGCCCUGGCCAAGCGCUGCAGCCACAACGCUAAGAAGCCCGCUGGCGUUGUUGCGUUUGUCUGAACAUAUACCCUGCGCACUGAGGGUACUGGAAUGGCCUGCUAAGGACAGACUACGGUGGAACAGACUUUGAACGCUUCCGUAUUCAACAAAGGAGAAACGGGGCAGGAAGUUUGCUCGGGACCUUAGUUGUGUUAGCAAAUGUUUCUUUCUUUCUUUCUUUCUUUCUUUCUUUCUUUCUUUCUUUCUUUCUUUCUUUAACACUGUAUGCGAACCAGAACGUGCACUCGGUGAUUUUUUUUUAAUGCCUAUAGCUAAGCUUAUUAUUUGUACGAGCACAUUUGCGAAUGUGCUCCGUCCUUGCACCGUCGUUCAUAUGUAACAUUCCGCUGCAGGAGUAAAACAGUCUUUAAGCGAAAAACAUGAUCGUCAGACGCUCGGAGAUGUAAACCAGCAGGUACCUUGAGAUCGGACUUUUUUUUUUAAUGCUUUCAAUGAAACACAUGAUGUAUCACGAAGACUGCGCUCGCUCACUCAACGACACGCAUGCUAUAGCAUGCGCUGACGCAUGUUCUCUUGGAAUGGCAUAUCCCACAGCCCCACACCCUGCUGCGGUUAGCCCAUUGUGCUGCAGCACACGGGCGUGCGUUCAGAUGCUCAAUGUUGGUACUCCGGCUAACCUCACGGGACGGCCACAAGUGUCACGCGAACGAGCUGUGGCAGUAGGUACCCAGGUGGGCUCAUUUCGACGCGUGAACCCAAAGCGCUCGGACCGCUCACUGCGCGCCGAAAAUAUUGCGCAAGUUGGCAACAGCCGCUGUAUGGACGUAAUCAUAAAUCGGGGCACUGUUCGCGGCCUUUUUCGUACAAAGGUGUUGGAACAAAUUAAAUAUUCACACAGA
This is a messenger RNA of Dermacentor andersoni, 2491 nucleotides long. RefSeq names its product tetratricopeptide repeat protein 38-like. Lineage: Eukaryota; Metazoa; Arthropoda; Arachnida; Ixodida; Ixodidae. Gene Ontology annotation, molecular function: protein binding. The record is from RefSeq and is a predicted model, not a curated record.